Messenger RNA from Melampsora larici-populina 98AG31, 942 nucleotides. RefSeq lists its product as uncharacterized. Bases 1 to 942 code for a protein of 313 amino acids. Lineage: Eukaryota; Fungi; Basidiomycota; Pucciniomycetes; Pucciniales; Melampsoraceae. The record is from RefSeq and is a predicted model, not a curated record. The transcript has 3 exons.
AUGACUUCCAUAUCUAUUAGCGAUUGCUCUUCAGAAAGAUACCCUUCUUCUAUCUCACCUUCUUCUAUCUCUUCUUCUAUCUCGUCUCCACCAAGCUCCUUCGGUGAUGAAGAUUCCAAAUCAACCAUUCCUGAACCUAUCUUAGAACUCUCGAUCACUUCACCACAAGAGUUACCAAUUUUACUUGACGUUAACCUACCUGAAGAUACCAUCGGUAAUGAACCAUCAAGUCCACCAAGAUUAAAUCAAAUCAUAUUACGACAUUCACCUUCAAUGUCGGUGAUCCCCAGCAAGACCACUCAAAUCAAUAGAACUCGAGCCAAUUCUCUUACUAGUACUUGUAGUCUGGCUGAAAGACGUGGUAGUAAAACUUCAGCUUAUCUUGGUACUGACGAUUUCAAGAAAAACUUUGCAUCAAAAUUGAAUUCAGUUAAAGCUCGUGAAAGAACUCAAAGUAGUGAACCAAAUAACUGGACAGGAAAAUCAAACGUUUGGAACUUUCCUUCGAUAGAGGAAACUUCACCUACUUUACCUACAGAUCGUGAUUUUUCUUUCAAUCGUCAUCAAUCUCAACAAAACAAAAUAUGUGGAUUAGCUCCUUCUGCUAUACCACCACGUGGAGAUAAACUACAUGAUAUGAUCAAUCAUCUUUUAGCAUUACCAACAGACGAAUUAGCAGCUCAAUUAGAAAUGCAUUUCAAUCGACUUGAACCAGGACGUGAUGCAGAAGAAUUAGAAGCAAGAAAUGAAGUGAUUUCAACUUUAGCCGAUCAACUUGCCAAUCAAUUAGAAUCCAAUGAUAAAUUAUUAUUCGAUUUAGGUUGUUUACGUUCAGCGCAUGCUUCAUUAUGUUCGGAAUUAGCUGAUGUGAAAGACGAAAUGGCUUCUUUGUUAUCUACUAUGAAUGUCCUGAUCAUCUUUUUUGUCAAGAUGGUAAUCUAG